CAAACUUUGGUCCAGCACGGACGUCGAACACGCGUCCAUUUAACUCACGCGAACUUUACAAACUUUAUUACUUAAACAUUGUUUUAUUUUAAACAAAACAAAGUUGUUUUUUGUUUGAAAAUUUAAGUGAAAAAGUGCCUUUAAAGUGAGAUUUUAUUUAAAAGUGAUGUGAUGAUGAAUGGUGUUGUAGUCAAAACUGACGUUACUAAAGAUGCAGGGAUUAUUGACAGACACUCAGCAGUGGACGUGUCUAACGGUGGCAACAGAGAACAUGAGAGGACCAGGUGGCAGACUCCGGACGGAGACAGGCUGUCAACAUACCCAGCAACGGGCGACCGGUCAACAUUGUUGCGGUCCCACGCAGCAAAGUCGGCGGAAUGCAGUGGGCAGGGCUCCCCGCGGCCUCGGCGGGCGCCUCGUGAGUCGCGCCGCGUGUCGCUGGCACAGGCAUCGGGAUACGUGCAGCUCAACCAGUACAGAUUGCUCGAACCUAUUGGCCAGGGCUCGUACGGGAUCGUCAAGUUAGCCUACAACGAGGAGGAUGAUACACACUAUGCAAUGAAGAUCCUGUCAAAACGUAAGCUGAUGCGGCGAGCUGGUCUUUUUGGCAGGGCGCCUCCUCGAAGACCAGGACCUGGCCCACCCCCCAGCCCGCUGCAGAGGGUAUACCGGGAAAUAGCUGUGCUUAAGAAACUGGACCAUCCUAAUGUCGUCAAACUUGUGGAGGUGCUAGACGACCCUGCAGAGGACCACCUCUACCUGGUGUUCCAGCUGCUGGAAGGAGGACCCGUCAUCGACAUCCCCACUGACAACCCUCUCAGUGAGGAACUAGCCAGGAAGUACAUCAGGGACGCGUUGCUGGGAGUUGAGUACUUACACUACCAGAGGAUAGCUCACAGGGACAUAAAGCCAGCCAACUUGCUGCUGGGCGAGGGUCGGGUGCAGGUGGCAGACCUGGGUGCCUGCGGGGAGCUGGCAGCUGCGGGCCGGGUGUCGGGCACGGUCGGGACCCCGGCCUUCCGGGCCCCUGAGGCCGCGGCACCCGCUGAUAAGUAUAGUGGAGAGGCAGCAGACAUCUGGUCACUAGGGGUCACGCUCUACGCAAUGGUGACAGGCAAAGUGCCCUGGAUCGGCAGCUCAGCUAUAGAACUGCAGCGGAAAGUGUUAGCCGAACCUCUGACAUACCCUCCCAAGUUCCAGCCUUCGAAGCAACUGAGACAUCUUCUCAGUAGGAUGUUGGAUAAGGACCCGGCGACUAGAGCUACGCUGCAGGAGGUUAAGGACCACGAGUGGAUCACAGACGGAGGCAAGGAUCCUCUACCCUCAGAACAAGAGAACUGCAGACUGGUGGAGGUUACAGAGGAGGACAUGGCACAAGUGGUCACCUCCAUCCCCAACCUGUCCACACUCAUACUCAUCAAGACUAUGCUGAAGAAACACAGCUUCCAAAACCCGUUCCUACGCAGUAGAGAAGGCAGUACGUCUCGUAGGGAGUCCACCAGCUCUCGAGGAGAAAGCUCUGAGAAGUCCACCGCAGCUGCCAAGAGGGGAGGUCUGGCGAGAGCUGGGAGAUCGCUGUCUGCUCCCGGGAACUACCUGACAGAAAGCAGGCAAUCCUCCUUUGAUAUUGGGCUAGAAUCAGUCCAAGAGUCUCGCGACCAGAGUCUAGACGUGACAGCCAAGGAGAAGAGUCCGCAAGAGAAAGAGAAGGAGGAGUCGAGCGCACGGUGAUACUCCACUCGCGCGGCGCGUGCGCCCGCCGCCGCCGACCAAUGGUUCGUGCGCGUUCGAAUCAUGAUCGAAUUCGAAUAGCCAAUUGGAUACCGGUGAUACAAUGUUGCCAGGACACAAAAUGUGCUGGCUGCAUUUAAUUCGUAAAUAAAAAAUGCAUUGAAUUGAUAUUUUUUUACUAAUUUUAAAUGUAAUCUUGUCGUCAAAAUCUGGGGUAUUCAGGCUGCUAUGUGAUUAAUGUUCUCAUCGGAACAUAAGUGAAGUGUAACGAGCUCCAGGUGUAAUGGACGCUGAUUUUGAUGAAAGCUUAUUAAUGAUAACUUAAAUUUUUCACUUAAAAUUUACUAAUUCAUUCAUCUGCUAGUCCUAUUCACUUAAUAUUGUAAAUAUUUUAAAAUAACAUUUGUCCUCUUUGACUUAAAAAGCACUUUAAUAUUUUUAAUAACAUAAUUAGGUGUACUGUACCUAUUUAGCGAGGCCGCCGCGAUGAGUCACUCUGUGUACAGAGACGAUACAUCAUUGUCUUCUUUGAAAAAUAAUAACAAGGAUCAAUCAAAAAGUAAUUCUUUGCCAGUGUGGUUGAAAAUAUCUGUUCUAACAAGAUUAAAUGUUGCCAGGUCUAAAAUAGCGCGGCUCGUGAGGCGGCCUCGUUACAAGCAAAAUUUUACAAAGCCCAUUUAUAUUGUAAAUAUUUUAGCAUAUUUUUAAUAUUAAUUCAUAAAAAUUGCUCAAUGCUUGUUUGAUAUCAUUGUACAUAUUAUAAGCUUCUAAGGUUAAAUCACAGUUUUAUAAAAAUACAAUGGAGUUAUUCAUGUUGAUAUUUCGCUUGGUCUGUCACACGGUAACGAAAUUCUGUUUGUGGGUAAAUAAAAAUGUGGAAAACAUUUUGAGCAACAAAAUUUAGGGCUGUGAAUAUUUUAUGAUCGGGAGUGAUUGUGGACAAUACGUUGUAUGUAUGGGACUUUUCGGGAGUCUCUAACGUCCACAAAAAUAAAGAGUAGGUACUCUUUUAUGUGAUAUUAUUGCUACCGUAACUCCACGACCACAGAGGGAGGCGGACCAUUUAAUCCAGCGAGGCAUCGUUCCCAGAGGACCCAACAUUCCUAAAUCGAAAAACUUAACAUCACUAGCCAAAUACUGAGAAACUAAUAUAACAUAACAACCAAGAGUAACUUUAGUAAAACACAUAAAUCAACGCAAAACAUUAAUUAAUGUUACACCACAAUAAUAAUUACAAAAGUUAAUUAGAAGAGCCAGCGAGCCUGUUACCCGACCGCACUAUCACAGUGUCACAAAACUAUUUUGUAUUUUUAUAAAACUUAAAACUUUUAUUACGAAUAAAAUAUUGUUAGGGCUAGGGGUCACUGGACAAAACUGUGUAAAAGAAAAAUGGCUGUCACGUUUACAAAAUUUAGUAAGCAAAUAGAUUCGGUCGUUAUGUACCAUUUUCAAUUUAUUUUGUAAUUCCAAAACCAAUUUUCGAUCGUAAAUUGGUAUUUGCAUUGUGAACAUCCUGUAUACCGGUACACCGGAAUGUGGCUUUGCUCUCCAGUCACAGGUUUGCGGUGUGCACCCUAUAAAUCACUGAUAUUACGCUUUAGGAAGCCGGAUGCGGAUACGGCUCGGAAUUACAGAUCGAGUGGGUAGUUACCUGAUUAAAUGCGGUUCGAAUUUCACGUGGCUGCGUGGUCAAACAAUUUGUGACGAAAUAACAAACAAUAAAAAACGAUUUAAAAAUAAUCAAAGGAUAUAAAGGACCUAUGUCGGUUUCCUACCUCAGUGGGAAACUUCAUGUAAGUAGGUAUUAUUUAAAUUGAACAAACCAAGAUAAAGUGAGAUUAUAAUCUGUCCAGACCCCUAGGCCACCUGCGCCCUGACUACAGGUUCGAGCAUGUAUUUAGCGAGCAGCUACGAUAAGAGAUUGACCAAUUUUCACUGUCAAAUUAAUUUCAAUUAUAUUGACCAUCUAUUGAGUCGUGAACGCGUUUAUACUCUGUGCAUUGUGUUGACAGCUCUGACAUUUAUGUCAAGCGGAAAUUAUGGCGCGAAAUUCGAGCAAAAUGGCGGAAGUUAUUGGCAAAUUCAGGUGUUCGAUUGUGGCAAUAAUUUCCAAGAAAACUCGAUAUUUUGUUGGGCAGUCGCCAUUUUAGGUUAAGCUGUUUGUUUCGGUUUGUUUAAUUCACAAAAUAACGAUCACGAUUUUCUGUACCGUAUUUCAGUUUAAAGCUACCCAAAUGUUUAGGUUUUACUUUUACAGAAUUAGCAAUGCACAGCUUAUAAACAAAAUCAUAGAUAAGGUGCAUGUUAGUGUACAGGGUCCCGAUUACCGAAGUACUUACAAUUUUUGUGUAAAAUAAGUGAAAAAAAGUUUUUAUUAAAUAUUUGAAUUAACAAAGUCCAAGCUUAGAUAUUAGGUGAAGAGAUUUUAUUGUCCACUGUUUCGCUGCGAUGUUCUCUGACAAAUAGA
Messenger RNA from Spodoptera exigua (beet armyworm), 4198 nucleotides. The record is from the annotation of a GenBank genome assembly. Lineage: Eukaryota; Metazoa; Arthropoda; Insecta; Lepidoptera; Noctuidae.